AUGCAAGAGACGGAUCUGCGCUACCCGGCUGACGCCUGUCCGUUCUGUGCCAUUGUGGGUGCGUAUCCUGACACACAUGUCGACAGCAACGACGGCAACAGGGAAUCGCAUGGGCUUUGGAAGAAGAGGAGGAGCGAGGCGGAGGUGUUGAGGGAUGCGGUUCCCGAAGAGGAAGAGUGUGGGGUUGAGAAGACAAGUCCGAGUUCGUUCGUCGUGGUGCGGGCGCGGGAUGUUGUUGCGUUUUUGGAUAUCUUGCCUAUGACUAGGGGGCAUCUUUUAGUCACGACGAGGAAGCAUAAAGUCAAGGUUGCGGAUAUGGAGGCGCGGGAAAGUCGUGAAAUGGGCUUUUGGUUACCGCUGCUAGCGAGGACUGUAGCGAAGGUUACAGGUGUAACCGAUUACAACAUUGUACAAAACAACGGAGCGAGAGCGGCCCAGGUCGUACCACACGUACACUUCCACAUAAUACCACGGCCAGCGACGAUGCCAGAGAUCAAGAACAAGAGCUGGACCAUGUUUGGGAGAGGGCAGCGCGAUGAUCUGGAUGAUGAAGAGGGGGCCCAGAUAGCGGGCGAGAUGCGACAGGUGCUUAGGCAGGAGAUCAGGAAAUUGGGUGAGAGUAGCCCGAAAUUGUAA
This is a messenger RNA of Ascochyta rabiei, 636 nucleotides long. RefSeq lists its product as uncharacterized. Bases 1 to 636 code for a protein of 211 amino acids. Gene Ontology annotation, biological process: nucleotide metabolic process. The transcript is spliced from 4 exons. Gene Ontology annotation, molecular function: catalytic activity. Lineage: Eukaryota; Fungi; Ascomycota; Dothideomycetes; Pleosporales; Didymellaceae. The record is from RefSeq and is a predicted model, not a curated record.